CAUGCCCCGGAACAGCCCGAGCGCUUCACACCCAGGCGCCGAGGCCGCCCCCUGCGCCUUCGCCGCUCCUUCUGGGCCGUCGGAGAGGCCGGGCACGUGGCCGGAGAGAGCUCCAUGAGCCUCGCUCGCUCCCACUCGCGUUCUAAGCUGGCUGCGGGGCCCCAGACGCAGAGAGAUAAAACUCAAGAACAGUGUAUUACACUUCUUAUGCUUUACAAAUGGAAGCCGGGGGAAUGGCUACCAUGUCUCUGAAGCGUCCUCUUUCUGAGGAUGAUGAGACAAGUGCUGAUGAAAAUAAAAGGCCAAGGUUUUCAGAAGAUCCCCUCAAAGGAAGGCAGAGUCCUGACCCUAUUACGGUUGAGGCAGAGCUGGAGGUGCCUGGAAAACCUGCUGUUAAGGAUUCAAAGAAUGAAACUAACGCGAUGGAGGAAAGAACAAACCAAGGUAAAGAAGAAGAAGGAGAAGAAGAAGAAUUGGAAAUGAGUGAUGAAGAAGGAGACCCAGAGAGUUUUGCAGACAUGAUGAAGCAUGGCCUGACUGAACUUGAUGUUGGCAUCACCAAGUUUGUUAGUUCUCACAAAGGCUUUUCUGGAAUCUUGAAAGAGAGAUAUUCCGAUUUUGUUGUUAAUGAGAUUGGAAAAGAUGGCCGUGUUGUUCAUUUAGAUGACUUCUCUGUACCAGUGGUUGAUGAGGAUCCACCUGAAGAGAUCUUUGCUGUGUUGUCAGCUGAAGAGAAACAGCAGCUAGAGGACCUUCAGCUUUUUAAGAAUAAAGAAGCCAGUGUUGCUAUUGAGGUCAUUGAAGACACUAAGGAAAAAAGAACGGUGAUUCACCAGGCUGUGAAAUCCCUGUUUCCAGGACUAGAGACUAAAACAGAAGACCGGGAUGGAAAAAAGUAUAUUGUUGCUUACCAUGCUGCUGGUAAAAAGGCACUUGCAAAGGUCAGAACUUCAACAGAUCCAAGAAAACAUUCUUGGCCAAAAUCUAGGGGAAGUUACUGCCAUUUCGUUUUGUACAAAGAAAACAAAGAUACUAUGGAUGCCAUCAAUGUGCUUUCAAAAUUUUUAAGAGUUAAGCCAAAUAUAUUUUCCUAUAUGGGAACCAAAGACAAACGGGCUAUUACUGUUCAAGAAAUUGCCGUUCUUAGGAUCACAGCACAAAGAUUGGCUCAUUUAAAUAAAUGCCUGAUGAAUUUCAAGCUUGGAAAUUUCAGUUACAAGAACCAUCCACUGAAGUUGGGAGAACUCCAAGGCAACCAUUUCACUGUGGUUCUUAGAAAUAUAACUGGAACAGAAGAUCAAGUUCAACAGGCCAUGCUCUCUCUCAGGGAAAUUGGAUUCAUUAACUACUACGGAAUGCAAAGAUUUGGAACCACAGCUGUCCCUACAUACCAGGUUGGAAGAGCCAUUCUGCAGAAUAAUUGGAAUGAAGUAAUGGAUUUAAUACUAAAGCCACGUCCUGGAGCUGAAAAGGGAUACUUGGUUAAGUGCCGAGAAGAGUGGGCAAAAACGAAGGACCCAGCUGCCGCUCUCAAAAAACUGCCAGUGAAAAGAUGUGUGGAAGGCCAGUUGCUACGGGGACUUUCCAAGUAUGGACUGAAGAAUAUCAUCUCUGCCUUUGGCAUAAUCCCAAGAAAUAAUCGUCUGAUGUACAUUCAUAGCUAUCAGAGUUAUGUGUGGAAUAACAUGGUGAGCAAGAGAAUAGAAGAGUAUGGACUCAGAGCAGUGCCAGGGGAUCUAGUACUAAAAGGAGGUAGUGCUGUUUAUAUUGAAGAAGCAGACAUUGACAGUUACACCAUUCAUGAUGUGGUGAUGCCCUUGCCUGGAUUUGAUGUCAUCUAUCCAAAGCAUAAAAUUGGAGAAGCUUACAGGGAAAUACUGACAGCUGACAAUCUUGAUAUUAACAACAUGAAACAUAAAAUUAGAGACUAUUCUUUAUCUGGCGCAUACAGAAAGAUUAUCAUUCGUCCUCAGAAUGUCAAUUGGGAGGUGGUUGCAUAUGAUGAUCCUAAAAUCCCAUUGUUCAAUACUGACUUAGAUAAACUGGAAGGAAAACCACCUGCAUUCAUUGCAAUGGAAGGAAAAUACAAGGCUCUGAAGAUUGAGUUUUCCCUUCCACCUUCUACAUAUGCCACCAUGGCCAUUCGAGAAGUAUUAAAAAUGGACACAAGCAUAAAAAACCAGACACAACUAAACACCGUGUGGUUACGCUGAAGGUGCUAUACAGAGACUGAAUAAACAUUUUAACAUGUACAACUGUUUCUUAUGUACUUCUAAAGUAAUUUCUAAUAAAAUGGUAUUUUGUAUUAGGCUAAAGUAUACAAUUUUAGGCUCCUUGCAACACGGUGUUUGUAAAAAUAUAACCUUCAUUUUUAAACAUUCUGAGCAAACAUGGUGCCUGAGCUGUUUUCACAGUGUAAUUUGACAGUUUACAAAAAUAUGAAUGGCUUUUUUAGCAGUUUCAGAUCCUGGGCAACUUUUAAAAGUGUUCUCAGAAAUAUGGUUGUAAAUGGUCUUCACGAGUUUGGAACAGAUUAAAAGCAUGCAUAAUUCUGCAGUUGAAGACUAAUUAGAGUAAGACUGAAAAAAGCCUAUUUUUUUCAGCAAACAGAUAUAUUUAGCCUUAAGAAUAUCAAUAAGAUUGCCACUCCUAGCCAAUUUUGUUGGUGGAAAGUUCAUUUCUCAUAUAUACAGUUGUUUUUAUUAAACUUUGUGCAUUUUUCAUGACCUGUUAAAACUUGUACUACCACAUAAACUUGUACAAACCAUGCAUAAAUGCCAUUCAGCUUCAACUGUUAUGGCUUGUCCAUUGCUGGCAAUGGUGAACCAGGAAAUUCUAAUCACAUAGUUAAAUAAUCAUUCUGAAUUUGAUAACUAUCAUAUUACAUUUUCAUUUGAUUUUUAAAAAUCAAGCAAAAAAUCUGUUUUGUAUUUCUCAGUUUAUUAAAUAAUAUAAAGACAUGCAAAUCUGCCA
Molecule: messenger RNA, 2973 nt
Organism: Sphaerodactylus townsendi
Lineage: Eukaryota; Metazoa; Chordata; Lepidosauria; Squamata; Sphaerodactylidae
Gene: PUS7
Product: pseudouridine synthase 7
Exons: 18
Coding region: 219-2213 (664 amino acids)
Biological process (GO): pseudouridine synthesis
Cellular component (GO): nucleus
Molecular function (GO): pseudouridine synthase activity; RNA binding
Source: RefSeq, a predicted model, not a curated record